This is a messenger RNA of Seriola dumerili (greater amberjack), 1042 nucleotides long. RefSeq names its product leucine-rich repeat-containing protein 18-like (gene lrrc18b). NCBI's taxonomy places the organism in Eukaryota, Metazoa, Chordata, Actinopteri, Carangiformes, Carangidae. The transcript is spliced from 3 exons. The record is from RefSeq and is a predicted model, not a curated record. The coding region runs from base 145 to 948 and encodes 267 amino acids. Gene Ontology annotation, molecular function: protein binding.
GAUUCCAGGCAACAUGUCACCUGCUUCCUUGUCGACAAGUCUCAUGUUUCUAUUUACAACUCUCUUCAGGGGAAUCUUGAUGUAGAGAACUUGGAGUCUUAAUUCUUUUUGUCUUUUUCUUGAACUGGUUUUGUGGAUUUAUUAAUGCUGCUGCUGGACUGUGUUGGGAAACAUAAUCUUGCAGACCAGUUCAACUGUCAACUCCACGUUAACCACAGACCCCGUCACUGUCCACUAUAUCCUCUGUCUCCCUGCAGCAGCAUGGCCAAAGGAAAGAAAGGCAAAAAGUCUACCGGGAAGACAAUCACCUUGAAAAUGGCUCAGAACUACAUGGGGCUGACGCUGGAUGGUAAACGGCGUCUGGACCUCAGUUUCAAGGAGUUCGCCACGGUGCCUAAGUGCAUCCAGAAGCUGUGGGAGAUCGAUGAACUGGACCUGAGCAGGAACCUGAUCAGAAAGAUUCCAGAUUUUAUUGAUAAAUUCAUCAACAUGAGUGUUUUGGAUCUGCACAGUAACUACCUGGAGGCGCUCCCUGUGACUAUCGUCCAUCUCCAGAACCUGCUGGUUUUGAACCUGUGCAACAACCGUCUGACAAGCGUCCCCAGCGAGCUGGGCCUGCUGAAGAAACUCCACACACUGAAUCUGGGUCUCAACCUGCUGGAGGAUCUCCCGUCCUCCAUCGGAGCCUUGAAGGAGCUCCGCCACAUCGGCCUCUCGGACAACCGAUUCACCCGCAUCCCCCCCUGCCUCUCGAGGAUGAACAAACUGGAGAAGGUCAACCUGGACAGGAACCCCAUCCUCACCGAGCUGACACCCAGCCACGGGUUAAUAAUGACAACAGAGAGGCUUUACCUGGUCACAGAGAGCUGCCUGUGUGACACCUGCCUGAAUAUGUGUCAAACUGAGAGGAGGAAGAUGGAUGAUGUGGUGAAAAGCAAAAUAACUUGAGCUAAGAAGACAAGGAAAUUUAUUGUUAAAAACACAUUCAUACAAGGCAUAUAUGAAAUUUAAAAUGAUUUAUUUCUCCUUUUAUUUUACCUCC